This is a messenger RNA of Galeopterus variegatus (Sunda flying lemur), 2945 nucleotides long. RefSeq names its product SOGA family member 3 (gene MTCL3). NCBI's taxonomy places the organism in Eukaryota, Metazoa, Chordata, Mammalia, Dermoptera, Cynocephalidae. Gene Ontology annotation, biological process: regulation of autophagy. The coding region runs from base 96 to 2933 and encodes 945 amino acids. The record is from RefSeq and is a predicted model, not a curated record. The transcript is spliced from 6 exons.
CUUAGAAAGGAAAGUUGGUGACGGUGAGAAGGGAAGAGGAUGAUCUAGUGAUGGACGAUUUCAAAUCGCAUCCGGUAGGUUCCUUCUAGACUGCCAUGAGUCAGCCACCGACCGGGGGCGCUGCCCCUGCCGCAGCCGCAGCUUCUGCCGCCGCAGCAGCCACAGAGGCUCGCCUGCACCCGGAGGGCAGUAGCAGAAAGCAGCAGCGAGCUCAGUCACCCGCUAGACCGAGGGACAAUUCUCUACGACAGACAAGCGCGGCCACACGGUCCCCGGUGGGGGCCGGCACUAAACUUAAUUCUGUUCGGCAGCAGCAGCAGCAGCAACAGCAGGGUAACAAGACCGGGAGCCGCGGGGCGCCUUCGGUCGGCGCCCGAGGAGGCCUGGGUGGAGCCGAGAAGGCGGCGCCCCUGGCUCCCAAAGGGGCCGCGCCCGGAGCUGUCCAGCCAGCGUUUGGUGCUGAAGCGGCCCCCGCGGCGACCCUGGCCUCUGCGGGCGGCAGGAAGCCUGGGCCGCCGGAAGAGCCGCCCCGGGAGCUAGAGUCGGUGCCCUCGAAACUCGGGGAACCCCCUCCGCUCGGGGAAGGAGGAGGAGGGGGCGGGGAAGGAGGAGGAGCCGGCGGCGGCUCCGGGGAUAGGGAGGGGGGCGCUCCGCAGCAGCCGCCGCCGCCGCCCAGGGGCUGGCGAGGGAAAGGCGUCCGUGCUCAGCAAAGGGGCGGCAGCUGCGGGGAGGGGGUCUCGCCUCCGCCGUCCUCUUCUGCGGGCAAAACCCCAGGCCCCAGCAGCAGAAACUCCGGAAGCGGCAUUGCGGGGGGCGGCAGCGGCGGCGGAGGGAGCUACUGGAAGGAAGGAUGUCUGCAGUCUGAGCUCAUCCAGUUCCAUCUCAGGAAGGAGCGGGCGGCGGCGGCGGCCGCGGCUCAGAUGCACACUAAGAACGGCGGCGGCAGCAGCAGCCGCAGCUCCCCGGUCGCUGGCGCCCCCGCCAUUUGCGAGCCCCUUGUGGUCCCUUCCUCCUCCCCAAUGGCGGCGGCGGCGGAGGGCCCCCAGCAGAGCGCAGAGGGCAGCACGAGCGGCGGGGCCAUGCAGGCGGCGGCGCCCCCUUCGUCGCAGCCGCACCCGCAGCACCUCCAGGAACAGGAGGAAAUGCAGGAGGAGAUGGAGAAGCUGCGAGAGGAGAACGAGACUCUCAAGAACGAGAUCGAUGAGCUGAGAACUGAGAUGGACGAGAUGAGGGACACUUUCUUCGAGGAGGAUGCCUGUCAACUGCAGGAAAUGCGCCACGAGUUGGAGAGAGCCAACAAAAACUGCCGGAUCCUGCAGUACCGCCUCCGCAAAGCCGAGCGCAAAAGGCUCCGCUACGCGCAGACGGGGGAGAUCGACGGGGAGCUGUUGCGCAGCCUGGAGCAGGACCUCAAGGUUGCAAAGGAUGUAUCUGUGAGACUUCACCAUGAAUUGGAAAAUGUGGAAGAAAAGAGAACAACAACGGAAGAUGAAAAUGAGAAACUGAGGCAACAGCUCAUAGAAGUUGAAAUUGCAAAGCAGGCUUUACAGAAUGAACUGGAAAAAAUGAAAGAGUUAUCCUUAAAAAGAAGAGGAAGCAAAGAUUUGCCGAAAUCUGAAAAAAAGGCUCAACAGACUCCCACAGAGGAGGACAAUGAAGAUCUGAAAUGCCAGCUGCAGUUCGUUAAGGAAGAGGCCGCUUUGAUGAGAAAGAAAAUGGCUAAGAUUGAUAAAGAAAAGGACAGAUUCGAACAUGAGCUCCAGAAAUACCGAUCCUUUUAUGGGGAUCUGGACAGUCCUUUGCCCAAAGGAGAAGCCGGGGGGCCUCCCAGCACCAGGGAGGCCGAGCUCAAGCUACGGCUGAGGCUGGUGGAGGAAGAAGCCAACAUCCUGGGCAGGAAAAUCGUCGAAUUAGAGGUGGAGAACCGAGGCCUGAAGGCGGAACUGGACGACCUGAGGGGCGAUGACUUCAAUGGCUCGGCCAACCCCCUCAUGAGGGAGCAGAGCGAGUCCCUGUCGGAGCUGCGGCAGCACCUGCAGCUGGUGGAGGACGAGACCGAGCUGCUGCGGAGGAACGUGGCCGACCUGGAGGAGCAGAACAAGCGCAUCACGGCCGAGCUCAACAAGUACAAGUACAAAUCGGGCAGCCACGACAGCGCGCGGCACCACGACAGCGCCAAGACCGAGGCCCUGCAGGAGGAGCUGAAGGCCGCGCGCCUGCAGAUCAACGAGCUCAGCGGCAAGGUCAUGCAGCUGCAGUACGAGAACCGCGUGCUCAUGUCCAACAUGCAGCGCUACGACCUGGCCUCGCACCUGGGCAUCCGCGGCAGCCCCCGCGACAGCGACGCCGAGAGCGACGCGGGCAAGAAGGAGAGCGACGACGACUCGCGGCCGCCGCACCGCAAGCGCGAAGGGCCCAUCGGCGGCGAGAGCGACUCGGAGGAGGUGCGCAACAUCCGCUGCCUCACGCCCACCCGCUCCUUCUACCCGGCGCCCGGGCCCUGGCCCAAGAGCUUCUCCGACCGGCAGCAGAUGAAGGACAUCCGCUCGGAGGCCGAGCGCCUGGGCAAGACCAUCGACCGGCUGAUCGCCGACACGAGCACCAUCAUCACCGAGGCGCGCAUCUACGUGGCCAACGGGGACCUGUUCGCGCUCAUGGACGAGGAGGACGACGGCAGCCGCAUCCGGGAGCACGAGCUGCUCUACCGCAUCAACGCGCAGAUGAAGGCUUUCCGCAAGGAGCUGCAGACCUUCAUCGACCGCCUCGAGGUGCCCAAGUCCGCGGACGACCGCGGCGCCGAGGAGCCCAUAUCCGUGAGUCAGAUGUUCCAGCCUAUCAUUUUACUUAUUCUCAUUCUUGUAUUAUUUUCAUCACUUUCUUACACAACAAUAUUUAAACUUGUCUUCCUUUUUACACUGUUUUUUGUACUGUAAAUCUUUCAUCAU